Molecule: messenger RNA, 1131 nt
Organism: Dracunculus medinensis (Guinea worm)
Lineage: Eukaryota; Metazoa; Nematoda; Chromadorea; Rhabditida; Dracunculidae
Source: the annotation of a GenBank genome assembly
AUACAUGGAGAUCGGUUAUAUUCACGAAAAGCAGCAAUUUCUGACGACGAAGAAAUGACAGUUGGUUGCACCUUUUCAUUGCCUUGUGAUGAUAAAAAGCAAAUAUAUACACCAGAAGAACUUAAAGGAGGUCAGCGAAUGCUGCAAAGAAUUAUUGAUGAUUUAAAGAAAGAAGCUAUAACAUAUAUUUUGCCGAUGAAUAAUGUGGAACUUCUGCAAAACAUGAUUGCACCAUUCAACGAAUUAAUGGCUGAAGGUGUAAGGCCGGAAUUCUUAAUCGAUGCUUGCGUUAAAAAACCCGAGCUUUUUCGCAGUCUUAUCCAAAAAGGACCUUCGACUUUGGCGACAUUCAAUCUUUUAGUCGAUUCGUGUGGUUUGACAUAUGAGGACUCAAUGCGUUUUCAUGAAGAAUUCAAUGCAAAAUCUCUUGAAUCGAUUCAGAAACGCAUAAAUAUCUUUUCUCUCUGCAAUAUAAUGAGUGGACAUCAGUUGGGAUUAAUAAUUAGUCAAUAUCCGGCUGUGCUUUUUGCUUCCGAUGAUAAAGAUAUAAUUUCCAAUAUCGAUGGCCUCUUUGAAUAUUUUAGUAAAAGUCAGGUAUAUCUUUUCUUAUUCACGAGUUAUUUUUUUGCCAGUUCUAAAAAGUUUUUUAUUGGUUUUUUCCAGGUACAUAAAAUUGUUUUAUUAAAUCCUUACGUAUUAUUGGAAAAUUUUGAAAGUUUGGAAAAGAAACUCACUUACUUCUUCUACUGCAUGGGUUUAGAAAACACUGAUUUAACAGAAUGUAUUUCUUGGCCGAAUAUGUCUUUAGAAGAAAUCGUAAUGCGUCAUGAAUUUUUGGUAAAAGCUGGAAAAUAUGUGAUGCCUGAUGCUAAAAAACCUCAAUUAAAAAUAGAAAAUGCAAAAUUUGAACAAAUCAUAGAUUAUGACGAAGAAAAAUUUGUCAAUGAAUUGGGAAGAAUGACUUUUGAAGAGUGGGAUGUUUAUAAAUGUAUGUGGCAAAAGAAGAAUGAUUCGAAGGAUAAUGAACCAUUAUUUAAAAUUGUAAAACCAUCAAUGCGUAAAAAAUUUGAAAGGCAAUAUAAAGAAAAAAGAGAGGCGGAAUAUUACGAAUAUAAUGAUGGCAAUUGUUGA